GUGGCGAGCACUGACUGGAGUGGCACGGAAGAUAUUUGUUUUUCACCCAGUCAAAACUUGGGACUCUGUUGAUCCAGUACUUCAUGUUCCACCUGACCACCUGAUCCACGUGCAGAACAGCGGGAAAAAUCUGACUGAGAGGAGGGAGGGAAACCACAGAGAAACAGCAAUGGAGGCUUUUAGCACCAAGGAUAUGGCCAUGAAGGCCCAGAAGAAAAUCUUAAGUCAAAUGGCCAGUAAGUCGGUGGUGCAGAUGUUCAUCGACGACACCAGCAGUGAGAUCCUGGAUGAGCUGUAUUGGGUCUCAAAGGAGUACAGUGGAAACAAAACAGAGGCCCAGAAGGUCAUCAAGGACCUAGUCAAGAUCGCCGUGAAGAUUGGUGUACUCUUCCGCCACAGCCGUUUCGAUCCAGAAGAGUUAAGUCUCGCCCAGAACUUUAAGAAGAAGCUGCACCAAGGUGCCAUGACUGCAAUAAGCUUCCAUGAGGUGGACUUCACCUUUGAGAGUACUGUGAUUUCGGAGAUCCUGAGUGACUGCCGGGACAUCCUUCUAAGGCUUGUGGAAAAGCACCUUACGCCGAAGUCACAAAACCGCAUCCAGCACGUCUUCAACCAUUACUCUGACAAUAAGCUGCUGUCAGAACUUUACAGACCUAAUGGGCCUUACAAACCCCACCUCACAAACAUCUGCAAUGGCCUAAACAAACUGUUGGAAGAGGGCAAGUUAUGAGAAUGACAGAUCACAAAAUGACUUCUUAUGUGGCAGGUUUGCAUGCAACAGCUGUGCACUGAAACAGACAAUGUUGCAUCAAGACAAACCCCCUUACACAGAUGACCAACUAUGACAAAAAGGCCCAGUCUGUGUAUGUACUGUGGCCUUGUGUGUAAAAUAAUGUAUGUACAUAUUACAUAUCUACAUAUUCAAUAUAAAAUCUAACUCCUUAAAUAACAAUCACCAAAGGUCCUUACCCGAAGACAAACUGUUUAAGCUUAAGUUUUCAAUAUAAUUUGUUGUUGUUUUUGGGCUUAGUCUUUGUACACAGUGGAAUCUCCGUCCUCCUCCAUGUAUCACACUUAAGCUAUUUACAAUUAGAUCUUCAAAUACAAACAAUUAUUGUGUUCCUUCCUAAAUGUCUACACUCCAUAUAAUUACAUAACUGACAACUGGUAUUGUGAAAUCAAGACAAAAUGAAUGAAAUACAAAAUGUACAUUUAAAGUUAAAUUUACAGAGGCAUGAUUGGAAGAGAAUGCAUGACUUGGAACAUCCAUGAACCCAUAUUGCCAUCUAGUGGUAACCUUCAUGAUUUAUGUGUUAUCUCGGCAUUGUCUAACCAUAGCCACUGUUGAGAAAGUGACAAGACCGUCUACAAAGCCAUCAAAUGUUCAUUCAAAUUAUCAAGUCUUCAGAGAAUUCACAAAUGCUGCUGCUUACCUUCAGAUCAGUAGGCCUCCUGACACGGCACUGGCUAACAGAUCACUGGAGCAUCCAGGUAACCAAGUGCAACAUUUCAACUGAACUCACUGCAAAUUGGUUCUCCUGAACAGGCCUACAACACAAGACUGUUGACCAGCACUGGCAAACCUAUGAACAUAUGGAAAUGGAUGGAGGAUAUAAACAUUCUACCCAAUAGUACUCAUAAAACUUGAAAUAAAUUGUCAACAUUU
Alosa sapidissima (American shad) is the source of this 1666-nucleotide messenger RNA. RefSeq names its product tumor necrosis factor, alpha-induced protein 8-like 2b (gene tnfaip8l2b). Gene Ontology annotation, biological process: regulation of apoptotic process. The coding region runs from base 170 to 730 and encodes 186 amino acids. Lineage: Eukaryota; Metazoa; Chordata; Actinopteri; Clupeiformes; Clupeidae. The transcript has 4 exons. The record is from RefSeq and is a predicted model, not a curated record. Gene Ontology annotation, cellular component: cytoplasm.